AUGUGUCAAAGGGAGUGCGUCUUCUUUGGUUACAACUCCCAAAUGAAGAAAUGUCGAAACCACAAGACAAGAUUAACUUCUGGGAUGUCUGGUGAGGCCGGUUGGAGAUACUACUCGGAUAACGAUUGUGUUUUUUCUGCCAUGCCUAAAGAUUGUAAAGAUCUGUGUGAAGAAGGACAAACUACUUCAGGGGUGUAUGAUAUAUACCCCUACAGUACAUUAACAAUUCCAAUAAGUGUUUACUGCGAUAUGACCACAAUGGGCGGGGGAUGGACUGCCAUUCAGAAACGUGUAGACGGAUCCGUGAUCUUUGAGAAGAACUGGACGGAAUAUAAAAAUGGUUUUGGUUCACCGGAACAGAAUGUCUGGGUUGGAGACAGUCUUUUGGACACAGGGGAUUCUGAUGGUGAUCUGUCUGGAAUGUCCUUCUCCCAGACAGGGACAAUGACUGGUGGAGUGGAUAUCACUGUGCUGCUAGAUGGGGAGGAGGGUGGUGGUUUAACUUCUGUCACCAAGCCUUCCUUAACGGUCCCUGGUCCCAGUAGUCCUGGUCCUACCCAUGGUACCCCACAGUAA
Molecule: messenger RNA, 576 nt
Organism: Saccostrea cuccullata (small rock oyster)
Lineage: Eukaryota; Metazoa; Mollusca; Bivalvia; Ostreida; Ostreidae
Product: ryncolin-2-like
Exons: 4
Coding region: 1-576 (191 amino acids)
Source: RefSeq, a predicted model, not a curated record